GCCGAAAAGGCAGCAGGGUUGCAGGCUAAGAAGCUGAAGCAAUAUGCCGCGUUCAGCAACAAGUCGCCGUUCCCGGACUUCGCACACCCAACGCCCGAGGAAUGCAAGCUAGCACGCAAGAUCCUCGCGGGGCUACACGGCGACCGGGAGCGGCCCAAGGAAGUCGUCGCCCCAGCUGAUCGGGCUGGAUGCGGCGACUCUCGCUCCGUGCUCGACGCGCUUGUCCGCACCAUCCUGAGCCAGAACACGAGCGACAAGAACAGCACCCGCGCCAAGCUGUCCAUGGACCGCGAGUACGGCGGUAGCGACAAGUGGGACGCCAUCGUCGCGGGCGGCCAGCCGAGGCUCCAGAAGACCAUCCAGUCCGGAGGUCUGUCCCAGUCCAAGUCAAAGGUCAUCAUCGACAUUCUGAACCAGGCCAAGGAAAAGUACGGCGAGUACUCCCUCGAUCACCUCUUCGGGGCCAGCGACGAGGACGCCAUGCGCGAGAUGCUCGGGUUCCAGGGCGUCGGGCCCAAGACGGCCAGCUGCGUGCUGCUCUUCUGUCUCAGGAGGGAGAGCUUCGCCGUCGACACGCAUGUGCACCGCAUCACGGGGCUGCUAGGCUGGAGACCCAAGGACUGCAACAGGGAGGAGGCGCACGCGCACCUUGAUGCCAGGGUGCCGGACGAAGACAAGUACGCACUGCACAUACUCAUUAUCAACCACGGCAAGAAGUGCGACGAGUGCAAGGCCGGCGGGAAGAACCUGGGCAAGUGCGAGCUUAGAAAGGCAUUCAGAGGUGGGAAGGUGAAAGGGGAGGCGGGUGAGGAGGUCAAGACGGAGGAG
Truncatella angustata is the source of this 828-nucleotide messenger RNA. Its product is annotated as DNA glycosylase. The annotation marks the transcript as partial. Gene Ontology annotation, molecular function: catalytic activity. The transcript has a single exon. The record is from RefSeq and is a predicted model, not a curated record. Gene Ontology annotation, biological process: base-excision repair. Lineage: Eukaryota; Fungi; Ascomycota; Sordariomycetes; Amphisphaeriales; Sporocadaceae.